Molecule: messenger RNA, 1719 nt
Organism: Symbiodinium sp. CCMP2592
Lineage: Eukaryota; Dinophyceae; Suessiales; Symbiodiniaceae
Source: the annotation of a GenBank genome assembly
AUGAGCCGAGUGUUGCGGAAGCGCUCGCGCCGACAGUUGAAAAGCUUGUGGGCUGUGCCGAAGCGUGCAACGUUCGUAGAGCGGACAUUCCAAAUCCAACAUCCUGACAUGGUGGUCCGCUGCAGCAAGUCUCCUGUUUCCUGCGCGGUCGGGUGGGGCGAGCAGCUUGAAAGGGGGGUGCUCGUGAAUCAGCACUCCACAACUCAUGAGGAAACAAAGGAGGCCCAGGCAGGCGACAUGAUCGCUGCCGUGGGCUUAGACACCAUCUCCAGCGGCAUCCUUUGCGCCGACGCAGUCGGCAGGGAUGCAGAGGUUGAGGUGCUCGCAAAGGUAGCUGAGGACGCUUUCUGCUUCAGUCGCCAGCAGGAGUCGAAUCAGACCAUUAUCGAGGUUGUGGGCGAACUGGACAAGCUGCACUUGGAGAUCCUGAUUGACCGCCGUGAGCGCGAGUUCAAGAUCGAGGCCAACAUUCGCAAGCUGCGGGCUCACCGAGAGAUCACGAACUUAUUGGAGCUUUGGUGCACGCGCGAGAAGCAGGCCGGCCAACCUGUCAAGCUGCGCAUGUCCUUCGAGCCCAGCCCUGGGGAGGCCUUUGAGAUCUCAAUCGCUUCCAAGGAGUACGUGCCUGCAGCGAUCAAGGGCACAGAGCGCGAGUUUCUGAACGGUGGGCGCGCGGGCUCCCCGGUCGUGGACAUCAGUGACGUCAAGACCGAACGGGGCGGCUUCCGCCCGGUGGAAUCUUCUGCCAUUACCUUCGAGAUUGCAGCUUAUUGCGUUCGUGUGUCCAGACCGGCGCCCUUGCAAGCGCAACUGUUGCAGCAAGCUGUGGCCCAAAAUGUAUGGCGGCCUUUGUGUUGUCUAGCCACCGCUCAUAGCAACGCUAUGCCCAUCGUAUUUGGGCGUGGCCGCUGCAUCGGCUUCAUCGAUACCCCCGGCCACGAAGACUUCACAUGGCUGGUGGAGGGCUGGGACAGCCCCCUUUCUGUUGCUGAUGUUGCAGGGAUUGAGCUUGAGAGGGAAACCGUCUGGCGCGAGGCUCGUUACAAGUACAAGGUUGCGCAUGUAUUUGUCGCGAUAAUGGUCGAACAGCUUGACGCGAACCCCUUCUCCAUUCAGUUGCUCGAGAAGGCUAUGGAGCAGGACGAGGAAGUUCUCGAGGCCUACCUUGCAUCUGGUAAGGCAUCCUUGGAGAUGCCUCUGAUGUGCAUCCGUAAGGGCGCCAUAUUCAAUCCAAGGACCAAGCCAGAGGAGCGUAUGUCAGAUGAGCGCAUGGGCCGAAUGGUUUUGAUGCACUCCACAACUCAUGAGGAAACAAAGGAGGCCCAGGCAGGCGACAUGAUCGCUGUUAUGGACGAACUGGACAAGCUGCACUUGGAGAUCAUGAUUGACCGCUGUGAGCGCGAGUUCAAGAUCGAGGCCAACAUUCGCAAGCUGCAGGCAAAGCGUGUGGUGUGGAGUUCGGGCCUCAACUUAUAUGAAAACCUGAAGAGAAGCAAAGCAAUCGCGAAGCGACGCGACACAUUGUACAGUAGUUAUCCCCAGUGUGCGGCCCGGCUGGACUCACCGGCGUGGCGCUUCAUGAGUGCUCGCCAGUCUGGGUGCGGCGCGGCUGCUCACAAAUCUAAUGUCUACGACGAAUUCAACAGACAUAUUGGUCCGGACGGACCGCCACCUUGCUUCCCAAGGCCGCCUGUAGAAUUUGGUGCACUGGAAGAGUGA